UUGCUCAAAAACAAAACUGACCCUUGGCCAGUCACGUGAUCCACAUGCUUAGAAAGACAAAAAGCAAGAUUAUUUGUCUCUGCUCAACUGGUUGCUCCACAAAAACGACAACAUGAAGUUUUUUAACCUUUUUGGGCGACUGAAAUCUGUGGUUAUUGGAAUGAUUCAUGUUAAAGCUUUACCAGGCACCCCCCUGGGCUGUAUGAAAAUGUCCCGAAUCACAGAAGAAGCCUGCAGGGAGGCAGAAAUCUACCGUGAUGCAGGGAUUGAUGCUGUGGUCAUCGAGAACAUGCAUGACAUCCCUUACUCGUUCUCUGUGGGCCCUGAGGUGACGGCCUGUCUGACCGCAGUGUGCUCGGCUGUGAGGAACAUCUGUCCACAGCUGCCGCUCGGAGUGCAAAUACUGUCCUCUGCAAACCAGCAGGCCCUGGCAGUCGCCCUGGCUUCAGGUCUGGACUUCAUCAGGGCCGAGGGUUUCGUCUUUUCCCACGUGGCUGAUGAAGGACUCCUGAACGCCUGCGCCGGGGACUUACUGAGGUACCGCAAACAGAUCGGAGCUGAGCAUGUGCAGAUCUUUACCGACAUCAAGAAGAAGCACAGCUCCCAUGCCCUGACCUCAGACGUGAGCAUUGAACAGACGGCACAUGCAGCAGAGUUCUUCCUCUCAGACGGACUCAUCAUCACAGGAGCAGCUACAGGACAGCAGGCUGACCCGCGGGAGCUCAGAGAGGUUUCCAAGUCUGUGAGGAUCCCAGUGCUGAUUGGUUCUGGGGUAACCUAUGACAACAUUGAAAGCUACAUUGGUGCAAAUGGGAUGAUCAUCGGUUCUCAUUUCAAGGAGGGGGGCCACUGGGCCAACGCUGUCGACCCGGAGCGAGUGAAGAGGUUCAUGGGAAAGAUACGUGAGCUUCGACAAUAACAGAAGGUGUUUGUCUUGUGUCUGCUGCCACAUUAAAGACCUUCAGACAC
This is a messenger RNA of Gymnodraco acuticeps, 969 nucleotides long. RefSeq lists its product as uncharacterized. The transcript has 6 exons. NCBI's taxonomy places the organism in Eukaryota, Metazoa, Chordata, Actinopteri, Perciformes, Bathydraconidae. The record is from RefSeq and is a predicted model, not a curated record. The coding region runs from base 113 to 919 and encodes 268 amino acids.